UAUGUCGCGCUCCUAGUUAGAGAAGCCCGGAUGGAGGACGCAGAGGCACGCUGUUGCCAUGGCAGUUUCUUCCUGGCUGCCGCGGAGGCAGGUGCGGGUCUCCGUGGCCUCAAUGUGAAGAGCUUAGAAAGACGAGGAGAGAACUCCCCCGGCCAUCUCUGUGACCCCAGCCGCUGCAUUUUACACAGACAAUGAAUGAAAAUAAAGAUGCUGAUUCAAAAGAAAGUGAAGAAUAUGAAGAUGACUUUGAAAAGGACCUGGAGUGGUUAAUUAAUGAAAAUGAAAAAAGUGAUGCUAGCAUAAUAGAGAUGGCUUGUGAGAAGGAAGAGCAUAUUAACCAAGACUUAAAAGGGAAUGAAACAGUAAUAGAACACACCAAACAGCUUUCUGAUCCUGACAAAUCUUUGCAGGAUGAGAUCUCACCAAGAAGAGAUGACUUCAUUUCUGUACCAAGUAGUCAACCUUCAGAUCCCAUAUCAGAUUCAGAUAGUGAAAACUCUUUCCAGGAAUCCAAAAUAGAAAGCCAGAAAGACUUGGAGGAUGAAGAGGAUGAGGAAGUAAGGAGAUAUAUUAUGGACAAAAUUGUACAAGCUAACAAGCUUCUACAGAAUCAAGAACCUGUGAAUGAUAAAAGGGAGCGGAAACUUAAGUUCAAGGACAAAUUAGUUGAUUUGGAAGUUCCUCCACUAGAAGACAAAAAUUAUGUUGAAAAUGAAAGGAAUAUGUUUGGAAAACUGUCACAGUUAUGUAUUUCCAAUGAUUUUGGACAAGAAAAUGUGCUCCUGUCACUUCCUAAUGGAAGCUGUGAAGAAAACAAGGAUAGGACAAUACUGGUAGAGAGAGAUGGAAAGUUUGAACUUGUGAAUUUACAAGACAUUGAGAGUCAGGGAUUUUUGCCUCCUAUUAAUAAUGCAAAUAGUACAGAAAAUGACCCUCAGCAGUUGUUACCAAGAUCUUCUAAUUCCUCUGUCAGUGGCAUCAAGAAAGAAGAUUCUGCAGCAAAGAUUCAUGCUGUCACUCACUCAUCAAUAGGGGAGCCGCUGGCUUAUAUCCCUCAGCCACCGCUCAACCGCAAGACUUGUCCAAGCUCUGCUGCCAACUCAGAUCGAAGUAAAGGGAAUGGGAAAUCUAAUCACAGGACGCAGUCUGCACAUAUCUCACCAGUGACCUCAACAUAUUGUCUUUCCCCUCGACAGAAAGAACUACAAAAACAACUAGAACAAAAGAGAGAAAAGCUCAAAAGAGAGGAAGAGCAACGGAAAAUAGAAGAAGAGAAAGAAAAAAAGAGAGAGAAUGACAUAGUAUUUAAAGCAUGGUUGCAAAAGAAAAAAGAGCAGGUCUUAGAAAUGAGGAGAAUUCAGCGAGCAAAGCAAAUUGAAGACAUGAACAGUAGAGUCAUUUGCAUCUCGUUAUUGGGCCACGAGAAACAGCAGCCUGACCCUCAGUUUAGUCUGGGAACAAGAUUUGGUGCACCAGCCAGGAGUGACCAGGAUGGUGCUACAUGCAGCAGCCAGCAGCUUGUGAGGAGACAGUCUUCAGGAGGAUCCCAGCAGCUGCUGGUGAGAUUUUCCUGGGGACCCUCUUUAAGGCUGUCCUGGGCUCAAAAGUGCAUGUCCCUUUCACUGUUGGGGAAGAACGGCAAUCAGGAGUGGACACACUUAAAGGGUGAGUUAACCGAAUCUUAUGCCAGGAGCCUGCUAUUUUCCUAUCUGGGCUUGUUAAGCCAUUUGUCCGGUACUGCCAAGGGAAGCAAUAAGGCUUGGUAAUACAAUUGCUUUGCAUUUCGUUUGAGAUAAGGUUUUGAGUCUGUUUUCCCUGACUCAAAACACUCCCCCUUAUGUUGUCCAAAAUUUGUUUCCACUUCUUGUGUUUCUGUCUUACUCCUUUUGAUACCAUGUAAACUAGAAAAUGGGAGGUACUGGGUCCAUUCCUGCUGACAGGCCUCUGGGAAGGAAAAUAUAGUUUUUAGGAGCUCAAUGGUUAAAAUUCAGCUUAAUUAAAAGCUAACAUCCGAGAUAUGUAUAUGUAUGUGUGCAUGUUUAUA
Sapajus apella (tufted capuchin) is the source of this 2044-nucleotide messenger RNA. RefSeq names its product coiled-coil domain containing 181 (gene CCDC181). The transcript has 5 exons. Bases 192 to 1766 code for a protein of 524 amino acids. Gene Ontology annotation, molecular function: microtubule binding. The record is from RefSeq and is a predicted model, not a curated record. NCBI's taxonomy places the organism in Eukaryota, Metazoa, Chordata, Mammalia, Primates, Cebidae.